UUGGACCGAACAUUUGAUUAACGUCUGUGUUUAUGAAAAGUCGAAUCGCAGAAUGGUACUUUAUGAAGAAAAUUGCCUAAGGUUUUAUUAAUGUUUUGACCUUGGUAAACAGUCUUACUCAAAGAAAAUGGCUCAUAUAUUCUGCAAAGCGCUUUGCGGUGCCUCAUUUUUGUUGCAAGUCAGCAAAAUGCAAGCUGGUUUGUUUUUUACGUGCGUUUUGCUUUUUUCGUGUGUGGUAGAUGGUCUCAACUAUCGGGAUUGCGGUUCUACAGUUGGAACAUUAUUGGAUUUAAAUGUCAGUGGCUGUGAUGGCAAGGAGCAAUGCCCUCUAAAACGUGGAACAGAUGUAGAAAUUGUUAUCACAUAUAGAGCAAAUGACAGCAUCAAACGGAUUAAACCUGUUGUUAAAGGUAAACUGUCGAUUUUACCUGCCGUGCCUUUUAAUGGCGUACAAGCUAACGGCUGUCAAAGUACGCAACCAUCUUGCCCUCUAAAUGCAGGUGAUAUCAGUGUCUACCGAAAUAUAAUACCUGUCAAAAGCUGGUAUCCAACUGUAUCUGUGGAAGUCCACUGGGCUUUAGAGGAUGAGCAAAAGAGAAAUAUUGUGUGUGUUAAGAUACCUUCUAAAAUAGAAGAAUAAAAUCGUAGCGUCAUACUAAAAGUCGCAAAAUGGAGGAAUAACGAGUUAAAUUAUUUUUAUACGAAAAGAAAGUAAAGGGCUGUAUCUAAUGCAUCAUUUUCAAACUAAACUGGGUUUAGUUCUUAUGCUUUUUAUUUCUUUGAUGUCUAAUGAUUAAGUCCUGAAGCAAAUGUUUUCCGUUUUCAAUUUUGUGGUAUGUAUUCUUACUAAAUUAUGGUACUCUGCAUGAAUCAGCAUUAAAUAGUACUCUAAUGGCAUAUGUGUUUGAUAUAAGAAAGUAUAAUUUGUUUUAUGAUUCAAUACUUCAUGACAUAGAAACAGUAAUGCGUUGUUGUUAUUGUUGAAAUAACGUUGGUCAUGAGAAUUAAUUCAUCCGACGAUCUAGAAGAUACUUUUGAACCAAAAAGGACCUUAUAUGGCCUUAUUCGUUUUUAUUUCAAUGAUCGAUAGCUGUCAAAGCUCGAAUUGAUUUUGUGUUGUUCUGUUGGAUGAGUUUCUAUCGUACUGCAACAUUUAAGUGUUGCGUUUCCAGCGAUCAAAAGAAGGCCGAGGUGCUUAGUAACGAUAAAUGCAUAAUUAACAAUUUAGUCAUUAAGAAUGAUAUGUUUGCUGAUGUUGAGGGUUGAGACUAAACUUCAUAUGUUUGAAAGAGAACUUAUGUGACCUAAUUCGUUUUCAUCCCAAUAUUUAAUAACUGUCAAAGCUCUAAGUGAUUUCGUGUUUUUCUUGUGGACGAGUUUCUAUUGUACUGCAACAUUUACGUGUAACCUUUCUAUCGAUCAAAGACGUAUAAAAAGUGCAUAGUAAUGUUAAAAUUUGAAUUAACAACUUAAUCAUGAAGAAAGAUAAGAGAGAUACGUUUACUGAUAUUGAGUACUAAGACUAAACUUCAAAUGAUAGAGAGAGAUAGCGAGAUGUAAUUGAUAAGAUAUGUGUGUAAAAAUUCAUAAUUAACGACUUAAGGCGAUACGGGGGUUUCAAUUUUUUUUAAAGUAAUUUUCAACGAAUUUCUUUGAAAUUUUCAGAAUAGUUACAUGAUGCUAAUACCAACUCAAAUAUAAAUUUCAUUAAGUUAUUUUAAAAUUCAAUUUGUUUUAAAAUUUAAAUUUAGAUUUUAUGACGCUUUUGUGAUAUUACUCCUUGCAAACGAAAAUUCAUCAAAUUUAUUAAAUACUACUAGCUAAAUAUGAUACGUAAAACAACCGAAAUUAGGAUAUUAGAAUUACUUUUUCAAAAUUUUGUGGUAAAGAUAAAUAAUGAGAAAAAAAAGCCAAAAACAAGACGUUUUCGAUAAAAUAUGUUCAUAUUUCAAUAAAAUAUAGCAAAUAUACUCCACAAAACGAAUCAAACAGAAAAAUCUUUCACAACAAAAUGUUAACAAACCACUUAAAUUCUUGGCAUAAAAAUUUCAGCAAAUUUAAAUAAUAAUUCGUUUGCAAGGAGCAGUUUGAAUUUUGUAAUUAUAUGGAAAAUUAGUUUUUGAGGAAAUCAACAUUUUCUGUUUUACUAUUGCAAAUUUCGUUAUUAAAUAAAUAAUUUAGUUUUAAUACAAAUUCACCACACAUAAGGUCUUAUGAUUCAUUAGAAAUGGUGUUAGUAUUAAAAAUUUAAAUAUUAUAUGCUUUUUUUUUACUCAUGCAUUUUAUAGGCAUUUUUUAGUAAAGAAAGGGGCGUGGCUCUCACAAAAAGUGUCAUAACUUCACCAGUUUUACACUGAUUCAAUUCUUUUUUUUUUUUUUUUAACGGUUCAGAUGAAGGUUUAGUUUUUAGAAAUAUAAUGAAUGAAAAAAGGUUUGUUUGACUAAUUUUUACUCAUCUAAAAGCCCCUUAUCGCCUUAAACAUGAAGAAAGAUACGUUUACUGAUAUUGAGUGAUGAGACUAAACUUCAAAUGAUUGAGAGAGAUAGCGAGAUAUAAUUAAUAAGAUAUAUGUGUAAAACAGUCUCUAACUUUUCCUUCAAAGAAAAAUUCCGUUAUCGUCACAAACCAACAACAUUAUUUUUUUGGCAUUCUCAGGUUUCUGAAUAUAUAGGGCUGUGAUAACUCAACUGUUGUAAAGUACAUGCUUUGUUUUGUGAAAAUUUUGUUUUUUAAAACCUUCAGUGCAUUUUUUGCUUUGGAUUUAAUAAAAAAUUCUUGAAAAUCAAACAUA
Molecule: messenger RNA, 2792 nt
Organism: Uloborus diversus
Lineage: Eukaryota; Metazoa; Arthropoda; Arachnida; Araneae; Uloboridae
Product: ecdysteroid-regulated 16 kDa protein-like
Exons: 1
Coding region: 128-640 (170 amino acids)
Biological process (GO): sterol transport
Molecular function (GO): sterol binding
Source: RefSeq, a predicted model, not a curated record